CAGCAACUUAAAGAUUCCACUUGAUAACUCUCUUUCUUUUUGGAUGCUCCAAGUCAGAUUAAAGCUUCUCCAAAAUCCCCCCCUCUCUAAAUUAUUCUUCUUGCCAAACUCUUGUAGAAAAAACCAACUCUCAAAGAAAAGAAGAAAAAUAAUGAAAUACACAGAGAUAUCACAUUUCAGCCACCCACAGCACAACCUCAAGUUCGACUACACCGAGAAACCCUUCAAGUGUGAUGGCUGCAAUGAAGUAGGCAUAGGCUCUCGCUACCGCUGCUCUAAUGAUCAUCAAGGCUGCGAUUUCGAUCUCCAUGCGCACUGUGCAUUACCUUCGGCCUCCAUAACACAUCCUUUCUACAAAAAAUGUACGUUUCAGUUCUUGGCACGACCUCCGGGGAAUGAGAGACGGUACUGCAACGCGUGCGAGAAGGAUGUUUCCGGAUUCGUGUACCAUUGCAAGGCUUGUGGGUUUGAUCUUCAUCCAUGUUGUGCUAUGCUUCCUAUGGUUUUGGACGAUGGAGAGACCAAACUCUUUCUUUACCGCAAAGUUAGUUCUUCUUGUCAUCGAUGUGGAAGAAAAGGACGUAGCUGGAGUUACAGGUCGUCUUGCAAAAAGUACAAUCUCCACGUAGCGUGCGUGAGGGAGAUGUUAAUGGAGAAUUGGCGAGAGCUAUACAAAGGACAAAAUGGUAAAAGCACAGAACGUAAGAGCUUGGCUUUGAAGAACACGCUUGAGCAUCACCACCGUAAGAGCAGCAAAGGGAAAGUCCAGAAAUGCUGCGAGAUCGCCGGAAUGGCCGUGCAGUUCGUUAUCUCCGCCGUGCUCGGCGAUCCAACGGCACUUAUCGCCGGAGUUGUAGGCUCCCUCAUUUCUCGGGGAUGAUUCCUCUCCCUAUCCCUCUCAAAAGGGUAUUUCGAUAUAUCUUUUCUAGUUUGUGUUUUAAUCAUAUCAGUUUACAAACUUAUAGUUAGAGUUUGAAUCAUGUCCGAUCAAGUUUCGUGUAAAAAAGAAAGUCAAAAUGCAAGAAAAAAAAAAUACUCGAAUAUAUACGAAAGUUUAGUAAAGUGUACGUAUUUUAUGUGACUUAAAAAUUCAGCACCGUUUUCUUAGAUGCAUUUAUGCCACUUGUUUCAUCUGACUGAAGUAAUUAUAAAAGAUGUUUACAUAAAAAUGCACUUUGUGAGUUUUGGUUACAAAAAAAG
Thlaspi arvense is the source of this 1200-nucleotide messenger RNA. The record is from the annotation of a GenBank genome assembly. NCBI's taxonomy places the organism in Eukaryota, Viridiplantae, Streptophyta, Magnoliopsida, Brassicales, Brassicaceae.